This is a messenger RNA of Owenia fusiformis, 2562 nucleotides long. Lineage: Eukaryota; Metazoa; Annelida; Polychaeta; Sabellida; Oweniidae. The record is from the annotation of a GenBank genome assembly.
AUCCCUCUGAAGGGCUCUUCAACAUUGUGUACGAACUACGAAGACAAACGCUUUUUGACACACACAAUGUAUGUGUAAGAUUUGUAUUUUAGGCACAACGAAACACAAGGUAGAAGGAUUCAACUAUUUUUGGAGGAUUAAACUCCUAAAAAGGAGAAUCGUUGAAUGGUGACAACAUGUCUCUUAUUCAACUGCUUUGCCUGGGGACAAUGGCAUCUGUUGCCAUAGCAACACUGACAGAACACGACUCCCACCAUGUCCUGGUGAGCAUCGACUGCUCAAUUGAGCACAUAGAGCGAGGCAUUGGUCUUGACUGCCAACAAGCUACACCCCCUGAUUUCCCUGAUUACCUUAAUGAGGAGUUCAUCACAGAACUCAAAGUGCGUCACAAGGACAUUCCGACAGUCAAACAGACUAUGUUCCAUGAAUGGAAAAACCUGCGAGAGGUUGAAAUCACGGGAUGUGGAGUGAAGUUUAUUGAUGCAGAUGCCUUCGUGACACUUGACAAAUUGGAACAUUUGAACCUUGAAGGAGUGAAAUAUUAUGAUAUCGACAUAGAUGUUGAGACUGGGAAACUCAAUAUGUCAGCAAUUGAUAUAACUUACAACAACAAGAUAACGUACAUCACAGCAGAACUAUUCAGCAAGAAUACAAUGUUGGAAACACUGAUUUUACGUAAAAACCAGAUUGCAGGGAUCGCAAAAGGGGCUUUUAUAAACCUGGAAAAUCUUGAACUGUUGGCUCUAGAUAGGAACAAGCUCACCGAAAUAUCACGUGACACAUUAAAUGGACUACAGAACCUGAAGGAUUUGGACUUGAGCUUUAACCAGAUAGAGAUGAUACCGAAUGAUGCAUUUUAUAGUUUGACAAGCCUCUUGAGACUCCAUCUUGGAGGUAACCCUCUGAAAGCUUUAACCAGCAUCCACCUCCAGCCGACCCCACAUCUUGAGGUCCUUGACCUGUAUCGCACACAGAUCACUGCGCUGGCAGACCCAUUACCUGACAAACUCAAAAUGAUUGAUUUUGGUAAUACUGGGGUCAUGAAUCUUAAGGACUCAUUCUUUGAGCUCCAGGAUCUGACCCACGUUGGCAUGAGAAAGAAUCCCUGGCUAUGUACCUAUGACAUCAUGAAGGUCUCCCGAUGGCUUUGGAACCAUCCAAAUAUUGUGACGUCCCAUGACUUAGAGUCAUCAAAAUGUGCCUCUCCUGAUAACCUAAAAGGUAUUCAGAUUGACAAGCUAGAGCAAAGACAUUUCCCAGAUGCUCGGCCACCACCAACUCUAGAUUCCAAGCCAAGCCAACGACCAGAACUAACGACAACUAUAAAACGAACUGAAGCUACCCAGCCAGAAAGAUCAACAGCACAUAAGUCAACCCACAACCAAGAAAGCUCAACACCAAGAAGGCCUGAUACAAUAACACCACGUAACUCUGAGACUAAGAACCCUGGGAAUAGACCUCCUCUGACCAACAACCCUGAGGCAGACUCUAGCACCACAAGCACUGGGAGCACAGCCCUGAAGGACAACUUACAAUACACAUCAACUGAAGCUCCAAACAACCCAAAUGGCCCUGAUGCCCAACAAGCCAUACAGCAAGAGAACAGUGAAUACCAUGGAUUGGCAGCUGGUACAAUCAUAGGAAUCAUAGUGGCUAUAGCUGCCCUGUGUCUGGUCCUGGGCGUUAUUGUCUACUUGUAUAGACAGAACCGUAAAUGGAGCGUAGAUAUGCCACAUAUCUACAUGAAGGAGGCACCCCCCAGUGACUUAAAACCUGUCCUUCAGAACAGUAGGUACCCAUACACUGGGUACACUAAUUAAUAGGGAUUGUCUCAAAAAGUGUGUAGGAUUACAUGUACACAUAAUAACUGUAUAAUGUACCAUGUGGUAUACAAAUAUUUCUAUAUAUGCAUUUCACCCACCCACUCUUCAUAAAAAAUAUUUAUAGUAGUCCAUACUUUUUAAAAUGAAACAAAAUGUUCUAAAAUGACCCUUGCAUUGUUUAGAUAAGCUAAUGACCUUUUACCACCAACUCACUAAACGUAAUUGCACAGCAUGUAAUAUUUGGUGCCUGUCUAUGAAUGUUUUUCUUAGAUAAACAUCUUCAUUUCUAAAUUCACAUCUCUAUAAAAUUUUUCCAGUGUAAUCUGUCUUCAUCUUACAACAUAUAGGACACACUUAUGGGUGGCAACUGAAAACAUACUCUUAUAUCACUGCACCGUAAUUAAUAAUUUCAUAGAUUUUAAUCUGUAAAUGUAUCAUAUAGAUUCUUUAAUUCAAUUAUCAAUAAGUAGUUUGCUGAUAUGCAAAAUGUAUUCUUGCUUUAUUGCCCUGAUCUAUAUACAAGUUUUCUAGAAUUACAUUACACUAUUAAACAUUUGUAUAACAAAAUUUACUUUUACCUGAGACAAUGCUCAAUAAAUCUUAGUUAAUUUUUGAAAGCCUUGUAUAGAAAAGAGUUCAAUUUUUAUCAUUUUAAAUAAACUGAUUAGAAGAAUGAAACAGUAUGUCAUAGCAUACAUUAAUAAAAACUUAAAAUUGCAAACCCACAAUUAUCCCAUAA